ACUUAGCCUUAGGACUUCCAAUGAGAUGACGCGUCCACAGCAACCAAUCAGAAGCGAGGUGGGCGUGUUUAAAACUGGCCGCCCAAAAGGUUAUCAGCCUGUCUCUCCCUCUGUCUCUCUCUCUCUCUUACUUUAUCUGUCACUCAUACCACACUCUCUUAGUAACUCACUCUCACUCUGUCCCUCAUUCUCUUACUCUCUCUCUUAAUCCCUCACUUAUACCGCACUCUCUCAAUCCUUCACUCUCCCUCCCUCUCCCUCACUCUCUCAGUAAGUCUCCUCUCUCUCCCUCUCAUUCACUCACUAACGCAUAUGAAUGCUGGAGCGCGCGCGCGGUCCCUCGCAGUGUCAGCAUGCCUGAGCAGGGCGCGUGCGCGUGCGGCGGCUGCAGGCGGCUCGUGGCGCUGAUAGCGGUGUCGCUCGCGCUGCACAUCGUGACGCUCGCGUGCUACGCGGAGCUGCGCGCGCAGGUCAAGCGCGAGAUCACGGCCCAGCAGAGGAGCAGAGACACGGACAUAGUGCACGAGCAGAGCAGAACAGAGAGAUGGAGAGAAACAGAGGAGAGAGUCAUCCUACGUUCCAAACGUUCAGAAGACAAUCCACCUGCCAAUGGGAAAAGAAGAGAUGGGAGGAAGGGAGGCGAGAAAAGAAAAGGGAAGAAGGGCCCCCGAGGCCCUGAGGGACCACAGGGCCUCCCCGGCCCACCUGGUCCACCUGGACCCCCCGGGCCUCCUGGAAUCCCAGGAUUCCCUGGAUACCCCGGCACCAAUGCCAUGGGGCCCUCAGGACCACCAGGACCUCCAGGGCCUCCCGGUCCCCCAGGGCCACAGGGUCCUCCUGGGCCUCAGGGACCAGGUAAGGGUGGAGGUGAAAAGGGCAGAUUUAGAGACACACAGCCAGCUGUUGUGCACCUGCAGGGUCAGGAAACGACCAUACAGGUGAAAGAAGAUCUUUCAGAAGGUGUCCUAAAAAACUGGAAGAUGAUCCUGACUCACCCGCGAGUGUUUAAGAUGCACUCGCGCUCUGGAGAGCUGGAGGUGCUGGUGGACGGAACGUACUUCAUCUAUAGUCAGGUAGAAGUGUACUACCUGAACUUCACAGACAUAGCAAGCUACGAGGUUAUGAUUGAUAAGGACCCGUUCCUGCGCUGCACGCGGAGUAUUGAGACUGGACAGCGCAAGUUUAACACCUGCUACACUGCAGGCGUGUGUUGGCUCCGUGCAAAACAACGCAUUUCCAUCCGCAUGGUGUACGAAGACACCUCCAUCUCCAUGAGCAACCACACCACCUUCCUCGGCAGCAUCCGUCUAGGGGAAGCCCCGCCCACUGGACAUACCUGAGCCAAUCUGCUCAGGUUUCAAAGUCUGAUAGACACAGCUGAGCCAAUUAGCUCACAGACCAUAGACACGCCCAAGCCUUUGGGGCUCACAAACUAUGCCUGAGGUAUUAAUCUCAUAGAAUAUACUGAUAGAAACUUUUGAGCUAUUAGGCUCACAGACCACGCCCAUCAAUCAGACCUGAGCCAUUAGGCUCACAGACCACACCCAUUGACCUGAUGUGAGCCAUUAAGCUCCUAGAUGAUGCCCACCGAUCUGACCUGAGCAAUUAAGCUCCCUGACCACCCCCACAGAACAGACCUGAGCCUUUAAACUCUCAGACCACGCCCACCGAUCAGACCAGAACACUGUUUAGACAUAUCUGUGCCAAUGAGCUCAUACAACCUGCCCAUAUAACACACCAUUAAUCUCACACCCAUGAGAUGAUCAGCUUACAGACCACACUCUCAAAAUAUACCUGAGUCAAUCAGCACAUUGAACUCACCCUCAAAGAGACACCUGAGCCCUUAUGCAUACAGAAUAAGUCUACAGGACAAGGUUGAGCCACGUCUAGGACACAAGAUCAGCUCAGACCCUGUGGACACACCUGAACUAUCUGACCAGCUCACUGACCACACCUUCAUGCUCAGGACAGCCAAUCAGCUUACUGACCUUGACCACAGACCCUCCUGAACCAGCUGUCUCAUAUCCACAGUUAUCUCCUAAACCAAUCAGCUCACAGACACAACUUUCUGAACACAGCAGAGCCGGUCAGCCCACAGACCACGGUCAGAAAAAAAACCCUGAACCAGUCACUCAUGAAUCAAAUUUUUAGGACACUCAUUUUUGUGGCACAUCUGCAAGUAAAGUUUUUUAUUAAAAGUUCAGUCAGUAGUUCAGUCAACCAUAGACAGGAAAAGUGGAAAUUGCGUGCAUGGAUUUUUACAGAAUGUAAAUUGAAUGUAAACAUUGUUAUGUAAUAUAUGUAAUUAAUAUGUAAUUAUGUAGUUUCAUUUACAUAAAAUAGCAAGAGUUAAAGUUAGCAGUUAAACAAGUUUCAUUUGAAUAACCUACCUUUAGAAAUACAGACAGCAUUGAGCAAAUCCUUUUUUGUUUUAAUAUGACACUACUGACUCAUCCCUAGCCAGUUCCAGCUUGCCAUUACAUAUCGUAUGAUUUCUGCUUUGCAAUUAACUGGUGAUGUUGGAAGACUUUAUUAUUAUUAUUAUAACACACUAUUGUUUUUGUGUCUAUAUAGUGACUGGUAACUAAGCUGUUACAGCAUGCAAAUCUGCUGGGCUGUGGAAAGCUGUCCAGUGCCAUCAUAUGGUCAAAUUAUGAAGUGCAGAUUUUACAGGAAGCAGAUUGGGCAUUUGAAACUGAUUUGCAUAUUCCGAUAUAAACACUAACAUUAGAUACUGGAAUAUUUGUAAUAAAUAUUAAAUAUGUAGCAGCAAAUAGUUUUUUUAUAUGCAACAACAACAGUAUUUCUAUUGGCUCAAACAAACCCCUGUGGCCCCACCUUCUACUUCACAAAGUACAAACUACAGUUUGAAUUUCAUAUCACUUAGUUCAUAUAAGAACAGUGAUAUAGAACAGUUAGUUACUUUAUCACAGCUUCAGAAACACACUGAACACACGCUCAUCAAAUGAGCACUGGUAAAAAUGUAUCUAAAAUUAAAUGUUUCUUUUUUUCUAGCUAAAUGUUCUAGCAUAAUGCUAACUGCUAAUAACAGUUCUUCCAUUUCAGUACCAGUUUUAACAGGCCCUUGUCCACGUCCUUAUGUUGUUACAUUUCGUGUAAAAGUGGAGUUAGAAGCCUUAAGAAUGACAAGGAAUCAGGCAACCACAGCUAUUGUCUUUAGCAGAAGAACUUAGAAACUACUGACCCAAAGCAAACCUAAUUCUUUAUUUAACAUAUGUAAUUAAUUAUGUGUGUAACUACAUUUACAUGAAAUAGCAAAAAAAUAAUGAGCUAACUGACUUGCUUGUUAGCAUUAAGCAUUAUAUUUACUCUAGUAUUUCACUGCUGAUUCAAUGCUGACAAACUGCAUUUUUCUUUUUAGCCUGCUAAGGUUGAUAUUUAAAACUACUUUAAAAUACUGAUUGACAGUAUCAUUUAAUUUUCUGGACUUAAGCCUGUAAAGUUUCUAUCUAUAAUGAUACAGCUUUCUUUCUGUACUUGCUAGUUUGCUAGAUAACAGACAUACAAGUGCUACUCUGCAGCUUCACACCAACGCAUACAGCAGCCAAACAUGGCAACUAUUCUCUAGCUUUGUAAACAUUCUAUUCAAAUAUCUUAAAAAAAUAUUUUUAAAAAUGAAUUCACAGUGCAGCGUUAGCAUGGCUAACUGAUUAUCACACAGAGGCUCACUUGUCACACAUUGUCAGAAACCACAUCAGUAGGCUAUUAGAGAUUACCGAACACUUUCACACAGUUGGAAAUGCGUGUGUGAUGGUUUAGACAGUGCUAAUUGGUGGGGCACUUGUUAGCGACAUUAGCCUUGUAGCCCCAGUGCAAGCUUUGGUUCUUUCCUACAGACUUUCGCUUUAAAUUCCAUUUCUAUACAUCACUAUACGUUCAAGGUCAGUACAUGUGUUGCAGAUAUGAAGCAGAAAUGUGUGUAAACAUUUCAGAGCGACGCGGUUUUCCUAUGCCUUUUCGACACGCUUGUCAUCAUGUGUUGUCUCUUUGUGGUGAGGGUGUGUGUGUGUGGGUUUGUUUGGGUUUGUGUUGAAGCCGUUUAUGCUCUGGCUGUUCCACCUGCCUGCCGUUAGCAAACACAAACUGAUGCAGAAGCAUUUUCGUAAUUAGGGCUGAUUCUGACUGAGGCCUGCUGUGGGUCUCAGUGUCGGUUCGUUUUGCCUCCGCUAACACGUUCCACCCUCAUCAUCAGACGUUUGAGUUUUUCUCACUUCUCACAACUCAAAAUUUCUAAUAACAUUAUGAGAUUGUUUUAAAAGUAUUAUUUGAUUUAUAAAGCCCAUAUUUAUUUUCCUGAUGUCCGUGUGAAGCAUUUGCAUGAGUGUAUGUACCAAAAAUAGACUAUUACAUUUUACACAACUGACUCAUUACUCAUGUAAAUGAGUUGUGUUCCGAAUGACUGCUCUAUAUUCAGAUUUUUUCCUUAAGAAUUCAAGACUGGAACACUCUGAUAACUUAAGUGUGAGAUGGGGAUAAAACUGCUGUAGGCUGAACUGUUAUACUUAAUUCUACCAUUUUUUGGACAUGAAAGUAAAAUCUACAAAUUUACAGUGUUCUUUACGUUGUGUCAAUUUGCUUUAUAAAAAAAUGUUUCAACAGCAGAAAAGGUUUAAUUUUAUUUUUUCUAAUACACGCAUUGAUCAUGUGAUACAUUUUCCAGUUUCCCAAUGAUCACAUAAAUGCAAACUAACUAGUUAUGAUGGUUAUGGUUAAUCUGAAAGCCCCACAAACCAUGGUCAGUCCACACACCUGAGCCAUAGAACAGCAAGUGUUUGUGUCGGCAAAAACAUAUCAAAUCAUGAUUUUAAUACAUUUCCGAACUGGAUAUGCUACAGAUUGAUUUUUAAGAUUACAGAUUCGAUUACAUGUUUCGAUUUUUUUUUUUCAUACAUCAUACAUAUGAUUUUAGUUAAUCACAGAAACAACAGAAAAUAUUUUUGUUAGUUAAUGAUUCUAUAUAAAACUGUAAAAUAACAGUUUAAAGAACCUUCUGGUUAUUUAAAUAGAUAUUUUACGGUAUUAAAGGCUGCAUCACAGUGGAGCAUUGUGUAAUAGGGAAUUCUAACUUGUUGAGGGACUGGAAAGAACUAAACUGGGAAUUCACAUGAUCAGUAACUGAGCAGCAAUGCAGUUGUGAGUACACUGCAUUUCUAAUUGUAAGUCAGCAGGAAAGGCCCAGGUGUGUUAGAGGCUGGAUUGAAACAGAACCAUGAACUGGCUGCAGCUGUAGUGAGACUAUAUUGCUCAUCCUUUAGUUUAGACUGCUUAAACAACUUCAAUUUAAACUGGUUAAUAUGAUUUGUUAAUAUAGAGCGAAAGUAGUUGUAUGACAGGUGAUGAUAAUACUGAUGAUGACGGUGUGUUUAGCUGUGAGUGUGUGUGCAUGUGUGUUGACUGUAAGUGAGGAUUGUGUGUGAUCUUUCUCAAUGUUUUUUUUUUCUGAAAAUAAUGUACAUUUGUAUACGAGAACUGUAAAUAUGUAGAUAAUAUACAACUGUUCUCUUUUUAUUCUCAACUUUUGUAAAAUGGCAUUGUUUUUAUAUAAAAAAAUUAC
This is a messenger RNA of Astyanax mexicanus (Mexican tetra), 5575 nucleotides long. It is a transcript of the gene eda, whose product is annotated as ectodysplasin A. Gene Ontology annotation, cellular component: membrane. The record is from RefSeq and is a predicted model, not a curated record. The transcript has 8 exons. The coding region runs from base 354 to 1340 and encodes 328 amino acids. Gene Ontology annotation, molecular function: tumor necrosis factor receptor binding; death receptor binding; death receptor agonist activity. NCBI's taxonomy places the organism in Eukaryota, Metazoa, Chordata, Actinopteri, Characiformes, Acestrorhamphidae. Gene Ontology annotation, biological process: immune response; animal organ development.